Nematostella vectensis (starlet sea anemone) is the source of this 2129-nucleotide messenger RNA. RefSeq names its product sodium/potassium-transporting ATPase subunit beta-1. NCBI's taxonomy places the organism in Eukaryota, Metazoa, Cnidaria, Anthozoa, Actiniaria, Edwardsiidae. The record is from RefSeq and is a predicted model, not a curated record. Bases 39 to 923 code for a protein of 294 amino acids. The transcript is spliced from 6 exons. Gene Ontology annotation, molecular function: ATPase activator activity. Gene Ontology annotation, cellular component: sodium:potassium-exchanging ATPase complex. Gene Ontology annotation, biological process: potassium ion import across plasma membrane; sodium ion export across plasma membrane; intracellular sodium ion homeostasis.
UCUUCACCCGCCGGCGUUUGCAGCGUGGUUUUAGCAAGAUGGCGUACGCACAGAAGUCCACGGAGGGAAUGACAAGAUGGGAAGUCAUUGUACAAAAUGCCAACGACUUCAAGACCUUUCUUUACAACAAAGAAAAGGGGGAGGUUAUGGGAAGAAAUGGUCAGAGUUGGGCUAAAAUCGGCUUGUUCUUCCUCGUAUUCUACCUGUGUCUAGCCGGUUUUUUCGCCGCAAUGUUGUCGAUAUUUCUUUCUACAUUACCCGACCGUGCUGAUGGGCCGAAGUUAACCCAAUACAUAGCCGGCAAACCUGUGUUGAACCCUGUUCCAUCCAACAAGAUCGAGGGUUAUGAUCCAAACAAGGCAUCAUCAUACUCAAGUCAUGUCAGUGACAUCAACAGCUUUCUCAACCAGUAUGUUAGACAAGGUGGAGCGAAUAAAGACCAGUUUGCUCCAGAUUUCUGCAAUGGAACUUCAGGAGAACCUCGCCCUAAGGAUGCUAAGAAGCAGUGCCGUUUUGAUUUGACCAACCUUGGGCCGUGCUACAAGAAUGAGACAGGAUUCAAAUAUGGCUUUGACACUGGUUCUCCCUGCUUCUUUCUCAGGAUGAACAAGGUCUUCAACUUUGUUCCUGAGCCAAACAGCGGAUUGAGCUAUAUUAAAGUUGAAUGCGAUGCUAAGGACUCGAGCAAGAACAAUCUUAUUAAAGUUUACCCAGAGGAGAACCCUGGAUGGCCUGUGUCCUUCUACCCAUAUCGUAUGGAGGAUAACUGGCUCGCCCCUGUUAUUGCAGUCCAGGUGAACACCACUUCUACAACUGAAGUUCGCUGCAGAGCCUUGGGCAAGAAUAUACAACAAACAGACUCCUACCUUUUGAAACGUGGUGCUUACGGCAGAGUACGGAUUGAGAUUAACCCAGUGGAUUAACCAAGUAGAACCUUUCUCAAUGCAUUUUGUUGAAUUUGAGGGCCUCUUUGGGGAUGUGAAAUGCCAUCAAACUUGUUUUAGACUUUUGUAUGUUAACUACAAAAUCGUUUUUAUAUCUGUGUAGCAUUUUAUACCUGACUUUGUGAUUGCAAUUCUCCAGGAUGACUUUGUGAUGUGUUUAUUAUUUAUGUCAUGAUCCUGUAGUGCUGUCGAUUUUAUAAUAAUGGAGUUUUUUGGAAAAGAGAAUGGCAAUCAGUGGUUAUAGGAAAUAUGCUGCUUCAAGUUACAAAUUUUGAAAUUGUCUUAUUCAAACUUACAACUGAACAAUUUGCUUCUUUUCUCAAUUUUCUUUGUGGCUGUACAUUCUUGAUAAUUAAUGUCUUUCCAAGCGGUGUUGAGGGAGAUUGUAUAAUGUCAUUGAAUUUCAUUUCCUUUAUUCAAUCAUCUUGGUCAGCUUGACUGUUAAACAUACUUUGAGUUGUGCAAUUAUCAGAUUUGAAAAAUUAUUUGCUUAAAACUGAUGUCCAUAUGACGUUGAUUGUACAUAUAGUACAGUUAUUUCUAAUAUAAUCCUAGUUUACUUCAAUUGCCACCUGUUCGAUAGACAUUUGUUUUGUACUUUACUAGUACACUUUUCAUUACUAGACUAUUGAUUUUCUUUAUUCGCAUGAGUAUGUGUUUGAGGCCACCACUUCACAAGAAAUUCUUGGGAAACUCAGAACAUUUCUUGUAUUUUUGGGGGCUGGCAGAACUGCAUUUUAAAUAACUCUAAAGCACCAACGGAUGUAUUUCCAGUGUAAUAAAUAUUUGUUCUUAAUAUGUUACUACUCAUCAAGGCCUGCUGCUACAAGCAACUAUUCUACCAGUUUUGAAUCUUAGGAUUUUCAAAUUGUGAGAAAACAACUCUUAUGGUUUCAGUUAGCUUCCGGAAGUGUCAGUUAUUGCGUCAGAGCCAUCCAGGGUUGUAAUACAGUGGAACAUAUGUAAGGUUGAAAGAAUGUAAGAUCUCUGAGUAAGGCAAGAGCUAGCUGUAGUGGUACAAUCAACACUUCAAGUAGCAUGUUUGCACCCGGUUUCAAAAUGCUUUGUAGUAGUGUUGUUAUACAAUAGGUAUUUUGAAAGCGGAUACACAGGCUAUAACUCUAGCAGUAGCAAUUUUGUACUUGAAUGCUGUGCUUGAAGCAAUGAAUAAAAGCUAUUGGUGCA